Vespula vulgaris is the source of this 2031-nucleotide messenger RNA. RefSeq names its product stress-associated endoplasmic reticulum protein 2. Bases 189 to 383 code for a protein of 64 amino acids. The transcript is spliced from 3 exons. NCBI's taxonomy places the organism in Eukaryota, Metazoa, Arthropoda, Insecta, Hymenoptera, Vespidae. The record is from RefSeq and is a predicted model, not a curated record. Gene Ontology annotation, cellular component: endoplasmic reticulum. Gene Ontology annotation, biological process: endoplasmic reticulum unfolded protein response.
AUUCACGUGUCAGGGCGCACACGUCGACGCGACUAGUGUAAAUUAAAGCAACCUACGACACACAACAUACACGUCUACAGAAUUCAAAAGACGUUUCGCACGGUUACGAGUUAUUCAACUAAAUUGUUGGAAACAAUUUUCAAUUAGUUAUUUAAUACAACUUCUUCCAUAAACGAAGGAAUUAUAAAAUGGCACCAAAACAGAGAAUGCGCAUCGCCAACGAAAAAGCCACGAAGAAUAUUAAUCUUCGUGGAAAUGUACCAAAAUCAUCGAAACCACAAGACGAAGGAUCACCAGUUGGGCCAUGGUUAUUAGCACUUUUUAUAUUUGUUGUUUGUGGGUCAGCCGUAUUUCAAAUAAUUCAAAGUAUCAGAAUGGCUUAAAGGAUUAUAAAUGCGAAAAAGGGAAAAUGAUAUCGUUAUUGUUGAUAUAAUGAACUAUCUACAAAAUAUCAAUACACAAAUGCUGUCAUCAUUUUUCAAGAAACUAACAAUUUUGACACGGGUCUAAGUAGUACAGUGAAGGUGAUAAUGUCUUCAUACGUACAAGUUUUCAAUAUCAUCUAGAGAAUUCUAUUUUCCCUUUGCUAAUGGCUCAAAGAUUAUUUAUAAAAACUUAGCAUUUACAAGCGUUUAACUUAAUCAUGCCAUGCAUUGAUGGAAGCGAAGACUGUACAUUUUAUAGAAUAUUACAUGAUAUAUUUGUCAAGGUAUAUAUUUUACUCCAUCUUUCAUUAAGAAGCAUUUCAUACUAUUUCUGAUAUUUAUAAUGAUCUCUUUCAGAAAUUUUUUCAAAAUAUUUAGAUAAUGUGCACUCUUCCAUUGAUGCAUUUAUAGUAAAUAAUUGUAUAUAAAUAAACAAUUCGUCGUAUGAAUCUAUAAAGCAUUCCACUGAGCAGUUGGUAGCUUUUCUUUAACCAUGUAUUUAGUGGCCUUGAAAGUAUAUUGGGUCAUUAUAUUUAUAUACAUGUAUAAGUGUAUACCACACAUACGUAAUGUUAAAAGUAAUUUAUCUAUAUUAAAUAUUUGCUACUGACAGUUCUCUUUUUCUUUUUUAAUGAAGAAUAUAAUAGAGUAAAUAUACAUUUACAGGAUACAUUUAGAAUCACAUUUUGUUUGUUGAUUUUAUAUUUGUUCGUAUUAUAUUUAUGCAAUUUGGAACAUAAUGCAUUAUCUUUAAAGAUGUUUAAUUUUUUUAUUAUUGUAAAAGGAUUUACGUAGAUGUUUCAAAAUGUAAAAGUAUUCUUAAGAUAAACACAAAGAUAUUUUGUUAUAAAUAAAAAGCAUAUGUAUAGUUACGAUAUAUAGUAAUAAUCAUAUAAAGUACUAGUAAUCAUAGAUAAAAGUAAUAAAGAUGAAAUAUGCUCGUAAAAAAUAAAAAUGAAACUAGUGAAGAACAGCGUAAGUAAUUACGUUUGUACGUAUACGUACACAUACAUGUUAAUACUUGCAUAUUAUUUCUGAUUUGAUGCUAAUCGCAGUAGUUAGUUAAUUCUCAAUUGUUUCAUUACUUUUAAGCUCGAUAUGCAUUAUCGAUUCGUUCAGGGUUAGAUCUCGGUUCGAUCUAAUAUUAUUCUACUGUUUUAUAUUAUAUUAAUUCAGAUACUCAUGAGUAUGAUUUAAAUCGUUAUUGAAAUUGUGAAUACGUAUGAUAUAAAACAAUAUAAAAUAAUAUUUGAUCGGACUGUGAAGGGAUUGAAUGUGUGUAUCGACCCUUAUACUUUUUAAGGUUAUUCACCAACCAUCUUUUCCUUGAAGCACGUGUGACGUUAGCGACACGUAUGGACAAAAUAUAAACUACAAGAAUAGUAAGGAACAAUUAUCCCAAUCAUACGGUUAUCGUAUCGAUGUAGAAGCUUAUGUAGGUUAUAGUUCUUUUAUGCGUAAUCUACAUUCUAUUAUUUAAAAAUUAAAACAAAAUUUAAGUUCUGAGAUAACUUCUAUUUCAAGAGAAUUCUGGUCCAUUUUAGCCUCAACGCUAAUUGCAGAUGUUUGAAUCCUGACAAAUCGAUAACAAGACCAUCCAACAUCG